Messenger RNA from Suricata suricatta (meerkat), 1326 nucleotides. It is a transcript of the gene MRPL28, whose product is annotated as mitochondrial ribosomal protein L28. Gene Ontology annotation, molecular function: structural constituent of ribosome. Gene Ontology annotation, cellular component: mitochondrial large ribosomal subunit. The record is from RefSeq and is a predicted model, not a curated record. The transcript is spliced from 6 exons. Lineage: Eukaryota; Metazoa; Chordata; Mammalia; Carnivora; Herpestidae. Bases 274 to 1059 code for a protein of 261 amino acids.
UUCCGGAUGAGAGGGAGUGGGACCUGGGAUGGCAAGCUCCGCCCCGCCUCGUCCCGGCUCUUCUAGAGGCAGGAAGGGCCUUAUUUGCCGACGGUCCCUUGAGCCGCCGCCGUCACUGAAGGACAUUUUGCAUGGUCCCUAAAGGCUGGAAGUGAGGGCGGGACCAGGGUAGACGGACGGGUUUUUCAGCCAGUCAGCGACGUAUAGUGGGCAAAGCUCUGCGUCACGACUUCCGGUUCCGGUGGGGCGCGGAACUUGGAAAGGCUCGCCGCGAUGCCCCUGCACAAGGUCCCGGUCGGCCUAUGGAAGCAGCUCCGGCUGCGGGAGGGCAUCUGCUCCCGCUUGCCCCGGCACUACCUGCGCUCCCUGGAGCAGGCGCGAACGCCCACCCCUGUGCACUACAGGCCUCACGGGGUUAAGUUCAAGAUCAACCCCAAGAACGGGCAGCGGGAGCGUGUGGAGGAUGUGCCCAUUCCCAUUUACUACCCCCCGGAGUCCCAGCUGGGGCUCUGGGGUGGGGAGGGCUGGGUCCUGGGCCAUCGAUACAUCAACAACGACAAGCUCUCAAAGAGGGUGAAGAAGGUGUGGAAACCACAGCUGUUUCAGCGCCAGCUCUACAGUGAGAUCCUGGACACGAAGUUCACAGUCACAGUGACCAUGCGGACCCUGGACCUUAUUGACGAGGCAUAUGGUUUCGACUUCUACAUCCUCAAGGCAGGUGGAGGCUCCUGGCCAGUGAGAGACNNNNGUUCCAAGUUCGGGAUGGACCUGAAGCGAGGGAUGCUUCUGCGGCUUGCCCGCCAGGACCCCCAGCUGCAUCCGGACGACCCCAAGAAGCGGGCAGCCAUCUACGAAAAGUACAAGGAGUUCACCAUCCCCGAGGCAGAGGCCGAGUGGGUCGGCCUGACACUGGACGAGGCUGUGGAGAAGCAGAGGCUCCUAGAGGAGAAGGACCCCACUCCUCUGUUCAAGGUCUACGUGGAGGAGCUGAUUGAGCGGCUGCAGCAGCAGGCACUGGCUGAGCCCGUGGUGGUGCAGAAGAGAGCCAGUGAGAGCUGACCGCACAGGGACCAAGGCCGGAGAGCCACGCCCAGCCACCCCCGCUCCGGCCGUGGACGCAGCCCGGGGUGGUGACCGCCACGUUAGGGUAGUGGACAAACCCUUCUGGUGUGCUGACUCAGCAGCUCCCAGGGUUGGGUGAGCUUGUGGGCACCCCGAGAGGUCUCUUGCCCCAGGAUCCUGAGAGGUGUGGGGCCGUCUUGCUGCCUGUGAGGUGCCCCCCUUCCCCCUGAAGUGGGGGCAGCAUGAGUAAAGUCUGAGCCGGGC